This is a messenger RNA of Cryptomeria japonica (Japanese cedar), 1239 nucleotides long. Its product is annotated as pentatricopeptide repeat-containing protein At2g35030, mitochondrial-like. NCBI's taxonomy places the organism in Eukaryota, Viridiplantae, Streptophyta, Pinopsida, Cupressales, Cupressaceae. The transcript is spliced from 4 exons. Bases 1 to 1239 code for a protein of 412 amino acids. Gene Ontology annotation, molecular function: RNA binding; protein binding. Gene Ontology annotation, biological process: RNA modification. The record is from RefSeq and is a predicted model, not a curated record.
AUGGUUGUUUCUACAUUGCAAAUUGUUGAAGAGGGUCGUAUGAAACGCCAUGAAAAGGAGUAUGCUCUAAUGGAAAUGCGUUUACAUAAUGAAGAAUUAAAUGUUAAAAAGCUCAUUAAAUUGGAGGAACAAAAAGUGAAUGUGCAGAUGAGUUUGGGAGGAGAUCACUAUAGCAGAAUGAACUCCAAUUCAACAGAAAAAAUGAAAAUUCUUCUUACUAUCGCAUCAAAUAUUAUUCAACUGGCACUACAAAUUCGGAAUGACAUUCAAAAUUCAGAAAGGAUACAAAAACAAUUUAAGAAACGUAAAUUAGAUUUAUCUGAAAUAAGACAACUGUCAAAUAUGAAAUCAGAUGACAUGGAAACAGUCCUUCAUGCUAUCACUACUGAGCUGGAAAGUGGGAUUGUCAAAGCCGAUUUAUCUGCUUCUCAGUGGGAAGGAAGGAUUCAGGGUCAGUGGAUUACAAAUUAUGCCAAGAGGGGUUGGAUUGAAAAUGCCCGCAAAUUGUUUGACCAAAUGCCUGAACGAGAUGUGAUCACAUGGACUACAAUGGUUUCCGGGUAUUCACAGAAUGGAAGAGUGGAUGAUCCACGCAAUCUGUUUGACAAAAUGCCUCAAUGGAAUGUGAUCUCCUGGACUGCAAUGUUAUCUGGCUACAAAGGAGGAAUAGAGAUUGCACGGAAGCUGUUUGAUGAAAUGCCUAAGCGAGAUAUUAUUUCUUGGACUUCGAUAGUUGUAGGAUAUGCUCAGAAUGGGAGAAUUGAUGACGCGCGCAAGCUUUUUGACAAAAUGCCGAUGAGGAAUGUGGUCUCAUGCAAUGCUAUGAUUGCAGGAUACGCCCAGCAUGGAAAAGUAGAUGUUGGUCGUCAGCUAUUUGAUAAAAUGCCAGAGCGAAAUCUGGAAUCCUGGAAUGCAAUGAUUGCAGGAUACAUACAGAAUAACAAAUUAUAUGAUGCUCGACAUUUGUUUGAUAUAAUGCCAGGGCAAAAUGUGGUUUCUUGGACUGCAAUGAUAACAGGGUAUGCGCAGAGUGAGGAAAGAGGGGAAGCCCUCAAGAUUUUUAGUGAAAAGCAGCGGAGUGGCACGAAGCCUAGCCGGGUCACUUUUGUUAACAUUCUUAGUGUAUGUGCCAGCCUAGCAGCUCUGGAACAGGGUAAACAACUGCAGGGAUACGCAACACAAAUGGGAUUGCAGCGGGAUGUCUUGGGCAGCCAUGGGCCGUCCCUUACUGUUCAUUAA